Messenger RNA from Tachysurus fulvidraco (yellow catfish), 5692 nucleotides. RefSeq names its product diacylglycerol kinase, zeta a (gene dgkza). The coding region runs from base 206 to 3907 and encodes 1233 amino acids. The transcript has 36 exons. Gene Ontology annotation, molecular function: protein binding; ATP-dependent diacylglycerol kinase activity. The record is from RefSeq and is a predicted model, not a curated record. NCBI's taxonomy places the organism in Eukaryota, Metazoa, Chordata, Actinopteri, Siluriformes, Bagridae. Gene Ontology annotation, cellular component: nucleus. Gene Ontology annotation, biological process: regulation of synaptic transmission, glutamatergic; lipid phosphorylation; diacylglycerol metabolic process.
GCUCUCUGUCACACGUCUCUGCAUCUCUCUCUCUCUCUCUCUCUCUCUCUCUCUCUCUCUCUCUCUCUCUACCACCUUUGCAAGGACCAAAGUUAUUCAAAGAGCUGAGGACAAGGCAUUUCUGAUGAGCUUUUAUCUCUGCCAGUCAGAACCCUCUUUACGAGGGACCGGUCUUGGUGCAUAGUGCUCUUUAACCCUCAGAACAAUGGACACAUUUUUCCGCCGUCAUUUCCGGGGAAAAUGCCGCCAGGCAAUCAGACGGCGGCACACCAGCGUGGCAGUGCCAGCGAGUAAAGUGCGGCGGCGUUCAAGCGCCGGUCUGCCUUCUACAGAUCUCAUGCAGAGACGUAGGUCCAGUGUCCAACUUCAGGCAAAUGCUGUGAUCCAUAAGAGUAGUGCUGCUACACAAAAAAAUGCAAUCACGCAGAAACAUUGCUGUAUUCCUGCUCAGCUGCUUGGCCCAUCUCUUUUACUUGCCAGCGUCAUCCAAAUGAGUGAAAAGAAGGAAAUAGAAGAAGGAGGUGAGGGAGGACAGUCCACUGCUUCAGACUCGCAAAGCAACAGCAGCUGGGAGGAUCCCGAAGAAACGGAGGUCGAACCUUGUGCUUCGUGGUUAACUCAGAGUAUGUUAAUAGCAGAGAGAAUUCAGCCCCGCCCCUUCAUCCGUACACCACGGUGUUUACGCCGAAACUCCUCUCACUUGCUUCCAGCCGAGGCCGUGUAUCACGGCCUCGGGUACUACGGGCUGUAUGGACGUUACCGGAGAAACAGCCAGGCAUGGAGAUCGGCAGAUGUGGGGGUGGGGCAUGCAUGGGCAGGGAGGCGGAGCUCGGUGGCGGCUCAGGCUUACAGGAUGGGCUCCCCCUGGUGGCAGGGAAUGUACUACAAUCCAGAAUCGGACACAUGGAGUGCGUUCCUCUCGAAGGCCAUAGCUAAGUCGGGGCUACAGCACCUGCCGUCUCAGCCUAGCAGUUCACUACUGGCCAAGUGUGAUUCGGACAGAGAGAUACGCAGCACUGUGGACUGGAGCGAGUCAGCACUGUACGGCGAGCACAUCUGGUUCGAGACCAAUGUCUCUGGAGAUUUCUGUUACGUCGGAGAACAGUACUGCUACGCCAAGACACUGCAAAAAUCUGUUGCUCGAAAGAAAUGUGCUGCGUGCAAGAUUGUUGUUCACACCAUCUGCAUCGAGCAGCUGGAAAAGUUAUCUCACAGGAAGUCUUCACUUCAGGGGGAGUGGCUUGAUGAGCUGCCACACAAAGAUCCAUCUUUCAGAAUCAACUUCAGGUGUAAACCAUCGUUCAGGGAAUCGGGCUCUCGGAACAUCCGGGAACCUACUAUAGUGCGACAUCACUGGGUCCAUCGACGGCGGCAAGAGGGGAAGUGCAAGCAGUGUGGAAAGGGAUUUCAGCAGAAGUUUGCUUUCCACAGUAAAGAGAUUGUGGCCAUUAGUUGCUCUUGGUGUAAACAAGCUUAUCACAACAAGGUGACCUGCUUCAUGCUGCAGCAGAUAGAAGAGUCGUGUUCGUUAGGAGCUCAUGCAGCCGUUAUAGUACCUCCUACAUGGAUAAUACGUGUCCGCAGACCUCAGUCCUCACUAAAGUCGAGCAAAAAGAAGAAACGAACAUCAUUCAAACGCAAAUCAAGCAAGAAGGGAGCAGAGGAGUCUCGAUGGAAGCCGUUCAUCGUGAGGCCCAUUCCUUCGCAGCUGAUGAAACCACUGCUGGUGUUUGUUAAUCCAAAGAGUGGAGGAAACCAGGGGGCCAAAAUAAUCCAGUCAUUUAUGUGGUAUUUAAAUCCACGCCAAGUCUUUGACCUGAGCCAAGGCGGACCUAAAGAAGGCUUGGAGAUGUACCGAAAAGUCCCCAACCUGCGUAUUCUGGCGUGUGGUGGUGAUGGCACGGUUGGCUGGAUCUUGUCUACUCUGGAUCAGCUGCAGCUGAACCCUCAGCCUGCUGUAGCUGUACUACCUCUGGGGACUGGAAAUGACCUUGCCAGAACCCUCAACUGGGGUGGGGGUUACACAGAUGAACCAGUGUGUAAGAUCCUCUCCCAUGUGGAGGACGGGAACAUUGUGCAACUUGACCGCUGGAACCUUGUUGUGGAGCCAAACACAGAGGCGGGACCAGAGGAGAAAGAUGAACAGGUGACAGACAAGCUUCCCCUAGAUGUUUUUAAUAACUAUUUCAGCCUGGGAUUUGAUGCUCACGUAACUCUGGAAUUUCAUGAGUCACGAGAGGCAAACCCAGAAAAAUUCAACAGCCGCUUCAGAAACAAGAUGUUCUAUGCCGGGACGGCCUUCUCAGAUUUCCUCAUGGGGAGUUCGAAAGAUUUGGCCAAACACAUUAAAGUGGUGUGUGAUGGUGUAGAUUUAACAUCUAAGGUUCAGGAGCUGAAGCUGCAGUGUUUGGUCUUCCUCAAUAUACCCAGAUACUGCGCUGGCACGAUGCCAUGGGGGAACCCAAGUGAGCAUCAUGACUUUGAGCCUCAGCGCCAUGAUGACGGUUGCAUCGAGGUCAUCGGUUUCACCAUGACAUCACUGGCAACGCUACAGGUUGGAGGUCACGGUGAGAGGCUUAAUCAGUGUCGUGAGGUGACCCUAACUACCUACAAAUCAAUCCCCAUGCAGGUGGACGGAGAGCCAUGCAAACUGGCUCCUUCCUCCAUCCACAUCUCGCUCAGAAACCAAGCCAACAUGGUGCAAAAAACCAAGAGGAGGACCUCUAUACCUCUGCUUAACGAUCAGCAACCGAUCCCAGAAAGGUUACGGAUCCGAGUGAACCGUAUCAGCAUGCAUGCCUAUGAAGAUCUUCAUUACCACAAAGACAAACUUAAAGAAGCUUCAAUCCCAAUGGGGAUCAUCGUCAUCCCUGGAGACAGUGACCUGGAAACUUGUCGUGUACAGAUUGAGAAACUGCAAGAGGACUUUGUGUCAUGUCACCCAUCUCUCCAGCGACUGAUGCUGCAGGAAGGUGAUGAGACCAAAUCCAAAACGCUGUCAUGUCAGAGAUUGUCACCAAAGUGGUGCUUUCUGGACUCAACCACAGCAGAUCGAUUCUACAGGAUCGAUCGAGCACAGGAACAUCUGCACUAUGUGACUGAGAUCUCUCAGGAUGAGCUGUUUAUUUUGGACCCCGAGCUGGUAGUCACUGAGAGUGUGAGCACGUCACCCGGCAUGCCUGACUUGGUAGACUCAUCUGCAGAGAUCUCUUCAGCUCAAAACAAAUUUGCCUUCCCAUCAACCUCCUCGUCUCCUCCUUCCUCCCCAAAACCCAGGAUUGCUGAGCUGCAGAAGGCAUCUCAGAGGAAGCGUGUGUCCAGUGACAGCUCUGUGGCCGAAGCUCUGGCACACAGCGACUCGCUUCGAACAGCCAAGCCAGCACUGUGCAGGGCAGGGGGUGUGCACCGCUCUAACACAACCGCAGCCGAUUUCAAUCAAGCUAACAGGUCAGAAAAGAAUGCUGUAAGCGUCAGUAGUCCAGUGUCAGCAGAUGUGCUUAUUGAGUGUGUGAAGAACAAAGACCAUCAGAAGCUAGAGGAGCUCCAUAAACAGGGAGCAGACCUGAGUGUGCAGGACUCAGCAGGUCGAACAUUACUCCACCAUGCAGUGGAUGUGGCCAGUAAAGACAUCGUCAGAUACAUCAUUGAUAACGCACCUGUUGAUAUACUGGAUGUGACAGAGACAGAAAACGGCGAGACGGUGUUGCACAAAGCUGCCUCAUUGUGUCAGAGGACAAUCUGUCACUACUUAGUGGAGGCUGGAGCUUCUCUUAUGAAGACAGAUUUACAGGGCGAUACCCCGAAGCACAGAGCAGAAAAAGCAAAGGACCCGGAGCUGGCAGCGUAUCUGGAGAAUCGGCAGCAUUAUCAGAUGAUCCAGCGCGAGGACCAGGAGACAGCAGUCUGACCUCUGACCUUUCACACACCUUCCCCUCUAGAGUCUGGAGCUGUCUACAUGUGCCAAACCAAUAAAGUAAAUAAGAAUGGACUAGCUCAUAAUAAAAGGCUCCUUUAUAUGGGGUGAAUACAUACUGUAACUCCUAACCGACUCUAGAGCUAAGAGACACAUGUACACACGCUAUGAAGAGAUCUGCAGGUUUACCGGCUUGACUAAAUUUACAUCCAUUUCACUGUCAUCAUGUAUCAGUGUGUCUGUGUCAGAAUGUAUGGAGAGGGCUGGGGUUUUCUUUGUUAAGGCAGUCACUAAUCUGUGUGGCUUUUAAAGAGCAACCAUUCAGAUUAAUACAGUUUGUGUAAAAGAGUUUGUUGAAUGUUGUCUCAAGAUGGUAUGAGACUGUGAAUCAAUGUCUGAUGUGAGCUCUGUGCAGCACUGAUCACACAACUCAAAAUUUCAAUUUUUAUGUUUUGUUAAGAAAAAUGCUAAUGUUAAUAAGGAGAAUAAGUUUAUUGCUUUGCAGGAUCUUACAUUUCAGAGAUUUACUGAUGUAUUUGUUUAUCCAAACUAAGGAGUGUUGAAAACUUAAAUUUUAGGAUGUGGGGUGCUGGCUUUCAGCUCUCACUGCACUGAAAACAUUUGGAACAUUUGGAGCCUUUGGAAGCUUUUUUCUGGCUUUGCUUCUUCGUUGUUUUAUUUUCUUCUCUUCUCUUCUGGAAAGGUUUCCUUCUAAUAACUUUUGGUACUGUAAGUGUAUCUUAUUAGGUUUCUGUCUGAGAAACCUUUGCACUGUAACUAUCAUUGCCUUCUUUAUUCCACUCAUGAAUUUCCUGAUUUAUAAUUGUUGUACUUAAGUUACAGUUCAUUUGUAAUACCCUUUUAAUAGUAAAUAGAUGUUUAUAUAAUUUAUCACUAUAACAUCUGACUUGUUUACUUGUCUUAUUAUAUUAUAAAAUACUGAAUAUUUACUUUAUUCUUUUUUUUCCGAAUGCAGAUCACUUGAUUUUGUUCCUAAUUUUCCGCUCUUUAGUUUUUCUGGAUGGUCUCACUGUAUGACAGAAUGUUAUCCUUCUAAUCAACGCUUUAUCUUAACGCACCAACAUGUAAUGAUGCUAUUUAUUUUCUAUAAUAGAUAUAGGUCUAAGUUAAAUUAGAUUUGAAACUAGAUAUUACUCAUUAAUGGAUUAAUAUUAAAAAAAAUAAUUCAAAUUUUCAAAGAGGGCACUUUCUUGUGUCCACUGUACAGUUCUAUCUUAUAUAUUUAUUUAUACAGAUGCCCACACACUCACACCCAAACCAACACACACACACAAAAGACCCAGAAAGGAGAUCUCUUAAAUAGAUCAUUUCAAUGGCCAUGUUACACAAACUAGUAUUUUUUCCAUUCAAGUAGAAAAAAAAACAUGCUUAUCCUACGUUAUGUAAUAACAGCUCACACACUUAAAUCUUCAACAAUGCAGCAGAUUUGACAUUAAACUUUUUUUAUAGAAGUUUCUAUAAAAUAACCUUUUUAUAGAAGCUUUCUUAAAUAAGUAUUGAUGAGGUUUGAUAUUUCCACAUUGACAGUUUGAUAAUAUAAUAUAAAAUGAACCUUUUCUAUUAAAAAAAAAUAUUAUACCACAGCACUCUUGAAUUCUCCAAUUCCUCAAAAGAUUUUGAUUACAUUUCUCUAACAGCAGAUCUGCAGUAGUUUGACUGCAUGGCAAAUCCCAGGUUUACACUAAAGCAGAACAAAAUUAAUUUUGCGUUUUUUGCCACAUGACUGAAAUCUAAUAAUAAACAGAUUUUAAAAAUGGA